UCUCUGGGAAAGAGCGCCAAGGCAGCGCGAACAAGCGAUGGAGAUUCGGCAACAGAUCCCCUAAAUUUCGAAAUGUCAGCAGCACCAGUGAGCAAGACAUGCUGCCUCCAGAUGUUUCCCCGUCUACAAUGUCCGCCCUUGGCUCAAAUGGGCCACUGAGCCCCUCUUCGGAGGCGUUUCAGACUCGGCUCUUGCAGAGUCCGUUACUUCACGCAGUACGACCUACUUUGGACCGGUUGCCAAGCAUUCAGCGGACCAUGAAUCUACCGGAGGAGAAACUGACGAUCAUACUCCAAGAGCCUCCACCAGAACUGGCGCAGCCGUUAGAACCAGCUAGCCGCGCAAGUUCUGGUGCUCCGUCGAUAAGCCAAAGCAUCCAGAGCCGUAGAAGCAUCAAAAUGUUCUCUUUGUUCAAGAAUAUGAAUAAACAAUCGUCCGGGUCCAUAUCAGAAUCUCAGACCUCCGAGCAACUCGUUGACGCGCCAAAGAUUGCUUCAAGCUCUCCGGUGUCCAAAACACUGACUUGGUUUACCAAUAAAGAAGAUCAAAGGUCUACAGCAACAGGUAUGGGCUGGUUCGGCAAGGCCCCUUGGCACCGAAAAGACUCCAAUGAUACCAUCAGCAGUGCCACAAGCUCCGUGCGAGACGUUUUGGCCGGCAGAACGCCACCUGUCACGCCUGAUCCCGAGGGCUUUCUGAGUCGCCAACAAGAUUUUACACUGACGCCAUAUCCUGCUGGAGAAGCAACAAGAGUGAGAACCCCGCCAACGCACGAGGACACUGCGGAUGGGAAGCCACGAUGCUUUUUCACAGACAUGGUACCACCUGGGGAAGACAGUGAUACCUGGGACGCUGCUCGACCGGCCAGAUCUACAAGCGCUAAACGAAACCAAAAAAGAUGUGACGAUAGUCUCCCGAAAAGACCCAAAGAGUGGUGGGAAGCGAAGCAACGAACACAACCCAAGCGGAGACUAACAGGGCCUCGCAAUUUCGAAUUCGAUCUCCCGGAGCACCUACCCAGCAGUCCAAUGUGCCCGGCGAACCCUAAACACUCGUCAGGUGGUGUUGGAGUUUGUGUUUAUCAUGGAAGAGGGAGAAAAGAGUAUACACUCAAGUUAGAGCAUAAAAUGAGUGACAGACGGCAAGGGUCAGAAGUGUCAAUCACUUCGGAGACCGAUGAAAGAUCAACGUGGGACUGAUGCCGGCUUAGGCUUCGUUCAUGACCUAGAUGAAAUCAAAUUAACGUAUUCUUGCAGUCCUAUUAUAUGUAUUGAGCGCCACUCGAAGUAACUGUGCAUCCAAUCUAAUAAUAUUCAGGAAGUUGUUGGCCCAGGUUGAGAG
This is a messenger RNA of Colletotrichum godetiae, 1341 nucleotides long. RefSeq lists its product as uncharacterized. The transcript is spliced from 4 exons. The record is from RefSeq and is a predicted model, not a curated record. The coding region runs from base 99 to 1199 and encodes 366 amino acids. NCBI's taxonomy places the organism in Eukaryota, Fungi, Ascomycota, Sordariomycetes, Glomerellales, Glomerellaceae.